AUGAAAAAAGACCAUCGUCGGUGGACAUGGGAAUCGCCCAAUGGCGCGACUCGUGCGGAGAUCGACCACAUACUCACCAACCAGAGGUGGUGUCUACUUGACGUCUCAGUAGUACCACCAUCCUUUUGUAGUGGUUCUGAUCACCGUCUCCUUCGUGCGAAAAUACGUCUUAGCCACACGAUGGAAAAGAACAUCUCCAUUCGACAAAGAAGAAGAAAAGAAGUAUACGACGAUUGCGUACUCGAGGACUCCUUGUCCCAAGACGACUGGCACAUCGAGGAGGACUCAAACGUGGACUGGGAGAUGCUGCUCAGAGGAUUACGAGCCUGUGCUUUGCGUGCCUCGAAGCAGCGCACGACAAACUUGGAUCGAAUUUCGAAGACCCCCAAGGAAUUGUUGGAAAGAAGGACUUUGAGGCUUGAUCUGAAUGCAUCGCACAUUGAGCGGUUAACGACAAGCACUAGCUUCAGGAAAGAGUUGCAGGAAGAUCUUUCGAAAUACAGGCAGAAGAAGAUUCAGGAAACAAAGAAGAACGAGUCUAAAGAAGUGCCGCAGGGUUUCCGCAAAUAUAACAUUCCCCUAGCCUUGCUGAGCGAAGAUGGGACUCGCACGUCUUCUCGGCGUGAGAUGGAAACCAUUACUCGAGGUUCUACUCGAACCUAUUCCUAUCAUCAACUCCUGUGUCAAGCCCGAUCAUCCCCACUGAUGAAGCUCCACCACGGAUUCUCCCUUCGGAAGUACGAGUCGCUAUCAAGAGCAUGA
Necator americanus (New World hookworm) is the source of this 762-nucleotide messenger RNA. RefSeq lists its product as uncharacterized. The record is from RefSeq and is a predicted model, not a curated record. Lineage: Eukaryota; Metazoa; Nematoda; Chromadorea; Rhabditida; Ancylostomatidae. Bases 1 to 762 code for a protein of 253 amino acids. The transcript has a single exon.